GACCUGGCUUGACUAAGCUUUUUUACGGAGGUCAAGUAGCAAAAACCAUUUUCAGCAUAGAACCUCUAUCACCUUUCUUCCAUCGCAAUGCAGUUCUCAAAAAUCAUAAAAGCUGGCUUACGGGUGGCUUCAGUAUCGCAGAGAGCUCGCUUCUCUGCUUCUUUGCCUGCAAUUACCCAUUUCCAGCCUCUACAGUCAUCCUCUCCACUUUUCUCCGGGCGGAGGUUUCUGUCAACAUCACAGCCAUUGCGCGAGGAAUAUCUGCGCGAGGAAUCUGAGGACGGAGGAUUGGAAAAGGGAGAAGGCUUCAAACGAAAAUUUCCCCCUGCCGAAACGCUUUUCGUCGGGAACCUACCUUUUGCAGCCAGCGAGGAUGACCUCCGGACCAUAUUCUCGCCGUUUGGCAAUGUGAAACGCGUAAAUAUUGCUGUACACCCCGACGGUACCCAACGCGGCUAUGCGCAUGUAGAAUUCAGCUCAAAAGAAACCGCGAUUCGUGUCAUUGAAUCCGACAAGGAAGAUCCCAUAUAUUUCCUGAGUAGGAAUCUUGUGCUCGACUUCGCCCCACCUAGAUCAAGAGUGUUUAAUGAGCCAUAUCAUACUCUUUAUCUCUUCGACUUCAGAGGCGAAGAGAAAGAUAUUGAGGAGCUUUUUGCACCUUGGUCGGAAGACAUUAAGAGGGUCACUCUGCUGCGUGACGGAGCCACAGGUAGGUCAUACGGCAAUGGCUUUGUCGAAUUUACGGAUAUCGACGUGGCUGCGAAAGUCCUGGAGUCUAUGAAUAACCGUAAAAUGCCCAAUGGGUGGUCCCUGAACCUGAACUUUGCUCACCCUCCGAGGUCCCGCAACACAGACCGGAAUGAAUAUGGGAUGCGGAAAAAGGAGUUUGGCCAGGGAAAGAAGUCAUUUAAGAGGAGAUCCCCUGGCUCGUUUGGUGGCGAUCGGGGAGGUCCAAGGCGUUCCGAUGAUUGGGUCGAUUCAUGAAGAUGUCCUGUGGCGUUUUGUGGGAGGGACUUGCUUUGGUAUCUUUUUCAACCAUCUUACCACGUAAUCAUAUUUUUGACAUAUGUCAACUUCAUACGCACCAGCGGUUUAACAAUUUCCAAAACUGUACACGGCCCUAUCUGCUCUUGAAAAAUAUUGAAA
Molecule: messenger RNA, 1146 nt
Organism: Serpula lacrymans var. lacrymans S7.9
Lineage: Eukaryota; Fungi; Basidiomycota; Agaricomycetes; Boletales; Serpulaceae
Exons: 3
Coding region: 88-984 (298 amino acids)
Molecular function (GO): RNA binding
Source: RefSeq, a predicted model, not a curated record